GGCGGCUCGUACUUCCGUGGUGCACGAGAGGGAGCCGUGUUGGUCACUAAACAGUGGAGUAAAAUGGAGUCGCAAGGAACAAAGAAGAAAGUUUGCUAUUACUACGACGGCGACGUGGGGAACUACUACUACGGCCAGGGCCACCCCAUGAAACCCCACAGGAUCCGCAUGACGCACAACCUCCUUCUCAACUAUGGACUGUACAGGAAAAUGGAGAUUUACAGACCACACAAAGCCAGUGGUGAGGAGAUGACUAAAUACCACAGCGACGACUACAUCAAGUUCCUGAGGUCCAUCCGACCAGACAACAUGUCCGAGUACAGCAAACAGAUGCAGCGGUUCAACGUCGGAGAAGACUGCCCGGUGUUUGAUGGUCUGUUUGAGUUUUGCCAGCUCUCAACGGGUGGAUCUGUCGCUGGGGCGUUGAAGUUGAACAAGCAGCAGACGGAUAUCGCCAUCAAUUGGGCCGGCGGACUCCACCACGCGAAGAAGUCCGAGGCGUCGGGGUUCUGCUACGUCAACGACAUCGUCCUGGCCAUCCUCGAGCUGCUGAAGUACCACCAGAGGGUUUUAUACAUAGACAUCGACAUCCAUCACGGCGAUGGAGUGGAGGAGGCCUUCUACACCACCGACCGGGUCAUGACCGUCUCCUUCCACAAGUACGGGGAGUACUUCCCGGGCACUGGAGACCUGAGGGACAUCGGAGCCGGAAAGGGAAAGUACUACGCGGUGAACUACCCGCUUCGAGACGGCAUUGACGAUGAGUCCUACGAAGCCAUCUUCAAACCUAUCAUGGCUAAAGUCAUGGAGAUGUACCAGCCGAGUGCUGUUGUGCUCCAGUGUGGAGCGGAUUCUCUUUCUGGAGACCGACUGGGCUGCUUCAACCUCACCAUCAAAGGCCACGCCAAAUGUGUGGAGUACAUCAAAAGUUUCAACCUGCCCCUGCUGAUGCUGGGCGGCGGCGGCUACACCAUCCGCAACGUGGCCCGCUGCUGGACCUACGAGACGGCCGUGGCCCUGGACUGCUCCAUCCCCAACGAGCUGCCCUACAACGACUACUUUGAGUACUUUGGGCCCGACUUCAAGCUGCACAUCAGCCCGUCCAACAUGACCAACCAGAACACCAACGAGUACCUGGAGAAGAUCAAGCAGCGUCUGUUUGAGAACCUGCGCAUGCUGCCGCACGCCCCCGGCGUCCAGAUGCAGGCGAUCCCCGAGGACGCGCCGCACCCGGACAGCGCGGACGAGGAGGAGGAGGACACCGACAAACGCGUCUCCAUCCGGGCCCACGACAAAAGGAUCGCCUGCGAGGAGGAGUUCUCCGACUCCGAGGACGAGGCGGAGGGCCAGGGAGGAGGCCGCCGGAACUCAGCCAACCACAAGAAGGUGAAACGGGUGAAGAAGGAGGACGAGAAGGAAGCGGAGGAGAAGAAAGAAGUGAAAGAGGAGGAGAAAGAGGAAGAGAAGAUGGACACAUCGGGACCAAAAGAAGAGGUGAAGACGACUUGAAGCAUAAGGAAGGAAGGAAAGGUCUCUUGUACCCCUGGUUCCUACGUUCAGGAGCCUUUUUGUAUUUUCUGUGUUCUGAAGGCGAGCCUGGUUUACGCUGUAUUAUGAACUUUUGUUACCAACCUCAGUGAAACCCCGGUUGAGUGGGCGUGCCCCCCCUCCUGUUCCAAUCAUGGCGUUACAGAUUUAAUACCUGCAGAAGAUGUAGAUUUAUGAGUAUAGACUAGAGCGCUCGUGCAAAAAAAAAAAGGCUUUUCUGUUAGUUUUUAAACAUCUAUUCAUGGGUAAUAACCAGCGUUUGGCUCAAUGAACUGCAUGUUUAGAAUAAUCUCGCCUCCAAGCGUGUACAUAUUGCUCCCUCUGCGCGGACAGGCCCGAAUUCUACGCUCAGUAACUUAUUCAUAUUCACGGACGGACCCUUCAGCCCGCCUCCCUGUGAACAUGCUCAGUGUUUUUAGUUUUUUCUGUUAUGAGUGGUUGUUGAAGGUUUUGGAAGCGAGUGACCUUGUUUUUGAUAUUUUGUAACCCCCCCCCCCCCCUCGUUAUCCAUGAAGGUGGAGCGAGCUGGUUAAAUGGUUUUAUCCUUGUGAAAUGCGCAUUAUCAGAACUUUGUAAUAAACGUAUAAA
This is a messenger RNA of Cyclopterus lumpus (lumpfish), 2136 nucleotides long. Its product is annotated as probable histone deacetylase 1-B. Bases 64 to 1509 code for a protein of 481 amino acids. The transcript is spliced from 12 exons. Gene Ontology annotation, molecular function: histone deacetylase activity. Lineage: Eukaryota; Metazoa; Chordata; Actinopteri; Perciformes; Cyclopteridae. The record is from RefSeq and is a predicted model, not a curated record.